AUGGCGAAUCACCUGUACGGCUACAACCCUACUAGCUAUGGAGGUGCUGCCAAUCUGAGCAGCGUCUAUACAUCGAGAUCAGUCGCCGAUCCCUACCUGUCGGCUGACUCUUCAUUGCUGAGCUCUUCCAGAUACCUUACCUCGGACAUCCUUUCUUCGUCCUCAGCCUCCAACUUAUCAUCCAUCUAUUCCUCCAUCAUCAGCGACAGAGGUCCCUCCUCCAUGCUCUUCUCCCACACCGACGCUCUCGCCGGCGGUUAUUCGGUGGCGACCGGCAAUAGAGUUCCUGGUGUUUCUGUUACUACGGGAUCCUGGCUCGGGCCGCCCGGUGUUGAUGUCGGCGCUGCUGCUGCUUCUUCUUUGGAUCCUCGUCUUGCCGGACUCAAGCGGCCGGCCUCUGAAGCGCUCUAUCCUCAGACUGUCUUGGGUGCCCAUAACACUAUUGGGCAAAGUGAAGCUUGGUUGUCUACCAACCUUUUAGCCAAACGCCCUAGAUUCGAGAAUGCAAGCAGUUUGCCUAUUUAUCCGCAGAGGCCUGGAGAGAAGGACUGUGCCCAUUAUAUGCUCACAAGAACCUGUAAGUUUGGAGAUAGCUGCAAGUUUGACCAUCCUAUUUGGGUUCCAGAGGGUGGAAUCCCAGAUUGGAAAGAGGUGCCACUUAUUGCUACGAGUGAAUCCCUUCCAGAAAGACCAGGGGAGCCAGAUUGUCCUUAUUUUCUGAAGACUCAAAGGUGCAAGUUUGGUCUUAGAUGCAAAUUUAACCACCCGAAAGAUAAGAUGGCUUCUUUGGGUGUCCCUGAGAGUGCUGAUGUUUCUGUCUUACCCCAGAGGCCAUCUGAGCUUCCAUGUGCGUUCUAUGUGAAGACUGGAACAUGUAAAUUUGGUGCCACCUGCAAAUUCCAUCACCCAAAAGAUAUUCUGAUACCAUCAGCUGGACAAGAGAAUGGCAGUGGUGAGCAGAUUCAAGCAAUUAAUGAUGAAAUGGCUGGAGAUUUGGAGCUAGUUAAACCUCUUUUUACCCCAGCAUUGUUGCAUAAUUCCAAAGGCCUUCCCAUCAGACCGGGUGAAGGGGAUUGUCCAUUCUACCUGAAAACAGGCAGUUGCAAGUAUGGUGCCACUUGUCGCUACAAUCAUCCGGACCGAAAUGAGAUCAACCCGCCUGCUGUUGCUAUCGGCCCUGCGAUUUUAGCCUCUCCUGCGACUCAUUUAAACAUUGGCGUUGUUAAUCCAGCUGCCUCUAUCCUGCAAACUAUUGACCCAAGGCUGAGUCAGACUACGCUUGGGUUGGCUCCAACUAUCUACCCACAACGACCUGGACAAAUCGAAUGUGAUUACUAUAUGAAAACUGGGAUAUGUAAGUUUGGGGAGAGGUGCAAAUUUCAUCACCCUAUUGAUCGGUCAUCACCCACACUGUUAGCAAAGGAAACACAGCAACAACAUGUUAAGCUCACUCUUGCUGGCCUACCUAGGAGAGAGGGCGCCAUUAACUGUCCAUACUAUAUGAAGACUGGCACAUGCAAGUAUGGUCCAACAUGCAAGUUUGACCACCCACCUCCCGGAGAGGUCAUGGCUAUGGCAACAUCGCAAGGGACAUCAACAUCUGUUGGGGAAGAAGGGGAAGAAGAAAAAUAG
Ilex paraguariensis (yerba mate) is the source of this 1632-nucleotide messenger RNA. NCBI's taxonomy places the organism in Eukaryota, Viridiplantae, Streptophyta, Magnoliopsida, Aquifoliales, Aquifoliaceae. The record is from the annotation of a GenBank genome assembly.